GGUUGAAGCCCGAUGACGCGAAGGUGGCCAACAUUCGUGAUUGGCCACGUCCUCAGUCUGUGACUGAGAUGAGAUCUUUCUUAGGAAUGACAGGCUACUAUAGGACUUUCGUUAAGAAUUACAGCAUAAUGGUCGCUCCUUUGACUGAUCUGACCCGCCUUGAUACCCCUUGGGAGUGGACAGAUGAGUGCGAGGCAGCUUUCAGACAUCUGAAGCAUGCAUUGACGCACUAUGAAGUCUUGAAGCUACGCGAUCCUGAUAAGCCAUUUAUAGUAACCACGGAUGCUAGCCAAUAUGGCAUUGGCACCGUGCUUGCGCAGCAGGAGGGGCCAAAGUUGAGGCCAGUAGAGUACAUGUCCAAGAAAAUGCCGUCUCAGAAGUUGGCUAAGUCCACUUAUGAGAAGGAGCUCUAUGCGGUGUACAAGGCUCUCCCCCAUUGGAGACACUACCUCCUUGGGCGGUUCUUCCUCCUCCGGACUGAUCAUCAGACCCUGAGAUGGAUGAGAACACAGCCUGUACUUUCUGACGCUCUCAAGCGUUGGAUCGAAGUCAUUGAGCAAUAUGACUUUGACCCUCAGUAUCUUAAAGGAGAGUACAACAAGGUUGCUCAUGCCUGGUCGCGCAUACCGGACUUCUCAGGUGCGUUGAUUACUGAGUUCGAUCUGACAGAUGAUGUUACUCAGUCUGUGGUGGAAGCCUAUCGCCAGGACCAGUUUAUGUCUGAGAUCAUACGCAGACUUGAGGCGAAGGAUAAAAAGACCUCCGCCGAGUUUGAGUUGGUCAAUGGAUUGCUGUUCCUAGAGAAGGYAGGGAAUAAAYGYUUGUGCGUUCCAARUWGCGAGUCUUUGCGUAGUUUGUUUUUAGGCGAGUGUCAUGAUGCCACCGGCCAUUUUGGGUACAAGAAGACCGCAGCCAACUUGCUGCAGCGGUUCUGGUGGCCAACGAUGAUGAAAGAUGCACAGCUGUACGUGGAAACUUAUCAAGUAUGCCAGAGAAACAAGCCCCGUACUCAGGCGCCUCUUGGGCUGCUCAAGCCCCUUCCGAUUCCGGAAAGGCCAAGUGAAAGUUUAUCCAUGGACUUCAUGGAUACGCUGGUCACCAGCAAGAGUGGGAUGAGACAGAUCUUUGUCAUCGUGGACAGGUUUAGUAAGUUUGCUAGAUUAAUAGCUAUGCCAGGAACAACAAAGACCGAAUACGUGAUCAGGCUAUUUAAAGAAAACUGGGUUAGAGACUUUGGACUGCCGAAAUCUAUAGUCAGUGACAGGGACGUCAGGUUCAAGAGUGAAUUAUGGAAGGCCGCUGCAGCUGAACAAGGAACUCAACUGCAGAUGACUUCUGGAAAUCAUCCAGAAGCUAAUGGCUAGGCUGAACAAAUGAACCACGCUGUG
Chara braunii is the source of this 1388-nucleotide messenger RNA. NCBI's taxonomy places the organism in Eukaryota, Viridiplantae, Streptophyta, Charophyceae, Charales, Characeae. The record is from the annotation of a GenBank genome assembly.